CGUUCUUCCGCUGUUUGAAAAGGGCAACUGCGAUAAAGUAGCUUUAUUAUUAUUAUUAUUAUUAUUAUUAUUAUUAUUAUGAAAUUAAUAAUAAUAAUUCCUUAAUUAUCCAAUAAGAUAUGAGUGUUUUCCCGUAAAAAGGAUUACCAUGGCGAGGACUGGAGAUAUCAUUCAUUUAAACGUCGGGGGCAAAAGGUUCAGUACCUCCAGGCAGACUCUGACAUGGGUUCCUGACUCAUUUUUCUCAAGUUUAUUAAGUGGACGGAUAUCAACUCUAAAAGAUGAGACUGGAGCGAUAUUUAUAGACAGAGAUCCAUCUCUCUUUGCUCCCAUUCUAAAUUUCUUGCGCACUAAAGAGCUACACCCCAGGUCCAUAGAUGUUCACCAAUUAAUGCAUGAGGCAGAGUUCUAUGGAAUCACACCGCUAGUGCGAAAGCUGCAGUUGUGUGAUGAGUUGGAUCGCUCCUCCUGUGGGAACGUCUUGUUCAAUGGCUACCUGCCACCACCAGUGUACCCAGUGAAGCGCAGAAACAGGCACAGCGUGGCAGGACCUCAGUUCAUGGGUGCACGUGCGGGGCCAGUGGAGAGAGCCCCCGUCAGGAGGAGUAACACCAUGCCACCCAACCUGGGCAAUGCUGGCAUACUGAGCAAAACUGUCAUGGAGGAGAGAGUGCCAGGUCAGAUGUCUGACCCUGGCAUGGUCAGAAUCAUAUGUGGUCAUCAUAACUGGAUUGCUGUGGCCUAUGCCCAGUUUGUGGUGUGUUACAGGGUUAAGGAGUCUACUGGAUGGCAACAGGUCUUUACAAGUCCACGUCUAGACUGGGUGAUUGACAGGGUGGCUCUUAAUGCUAAAGUCAUGGGCGGUUCACUUGGGGACAAUGAUAAGAUGGUUGCUCUGGCAUCAGGCACGGAGAUCAUACUAUGGGCUAUCUGUCCUGAUGGCAAUGGCAAUGAAAUUGGUGUGUUCAGUCUGAAUGUGCCGGUGGAGGCUUUGUUUUUUGUAGGAAAUCAGCUCAUUGCCACCAGCCACACGGGCAAAGUUGGAGUAUGGAACGCUGUCACAAAACACUGGCAGAAUCAGGAUGUGGUUCCCAUCAACAGUUAUGACACAGCCGGCUCUUUCCUGAUUCUGGGCUGCAAUAAUGGAUCUAUUUACUACAUAGAUGUCCAGAAGUUUCCAUUGCGGAUGAAGGACAAUGAUUUGUUGGUGACGGAGCUGUAUCGAGACCCCAGUGAAGAUGCUAUUACUGCUCUAAGUGUCUACUUGACGCCCAAAACAAGUGACAGUGGGAACUGGAUUGAGAUUGCAUAUGGCACUAGUUCAGGCACAGUGCGUGUGAUAGUGCAGCAUCCAGAGACUGUGGGUUCUGGUCCACAACUCUUCCAGACCUUCUCUGUACACCGUAGCCCUGUUACAAAGAUCAUGCUGUCUGAGAAACAUCUUAUAUCUGUGUGUGCAGACAACAAUCAUGUUCGUACUUGGACGGUGACGCGUUUCCGAGGUAUGAUCUCCACCCAGCCUGGCUCCACCCCCCUUACUUCCUUUAAGAUCCUCUCAUUGGAUGAUAUUGAUGGUCAUGGAGGCUGUACUGCCGGCAAUGAAAUAGGCCCAUAUGGGGAGAGAGACGAGCAGCAGGUGUUUAUCCAGCGUGUGGUUCCUGACACUGAAAAACUCUAUGUAAGACUUUCCUCCAAUGGGAAAAGGGUAUGCGAGGUGCGAUCGGUGGAUGGGACCUCCAUCACUGCAUUUGUGGUGCAUGAAUGUGAGGGAUCCAGCCGUAUUGGUUCCAGGCCCCGCCGGUACCUCUUCAGUGGUCAUAGCAACGGCAGCAUCCAAAUGUGGGACCUCACAACUGCAAUGGAAAUUGCAGGGAAAGUGGACAUCAAAGCUCUUGGUGGCCCCACUGAAGAGGAGCUUUUGGAGCUGUUGGACCAGUGUGAUCUGGCUCUGACCCGAACACCAGAUAUGAGUCCUGCUGCCUCACUCACACAUUCCUCUCGCAACUCUGCUUGCAGUUUACAGUCCCAGUUGAAUGAGAGUUAUCGUGUUGGUGGUGGUUUCCGGUGUCCAGUUCCUCUUAAUGGCAGCCUGCCUCGCCAGGCCCCUUUAGUGCCCUUCAGCAAACCUCGCGAGCUCCCGUCCCACCUCGGCUUUAGCCAGUCCUCUCUCACCAGUAGCACCAGUGGCAGCAACAGCCCGCAUCCCAGCCGGGCCCCUCUGGAUCGUGAGAAGGACCGGGAUGGCCUUGGAGCUAUCCGAAGAGGUAGCUUUGUGGAGCGCUGUCAGGAGAGAGCCAAGUGCUCAGACGCAGGUGGCCUAGAUGCAGGGAGGAGGAGUUUAGCUGUCUGCAAUGAGCUUGAAGCACGACUCGGCCUCAGAAUACCAUCAUCAUUUUCUACCCUGCCAGGGGCCUGCUUGUCAACACCACCUUCAUCAUCAUCAUCAUCACUGAGAAAACCAAGCCCCGUUCCUUCACCCCUAAGUCCAGCGAGAUCACAAACGCUGGUGUCUCCAAGACGACCACUCACUUCUCCAACUAGCGAGAGCCCGUCCAAUGAUAAUGUGUCUGGCCAUGAAAGCCCCGCCUCUCCACCUUCCAACAGCCCCAAACCUCAUAUGAAUGAAACCAGCUUCUAAUGAGCUAUUUUUAUAUACAUAUAGAAAUUCAGCUAGAAAACAAUUUGUUUUGUACUAGAAAGCCAACACAAUUAAAUUCUGAUUAAUUUGUUGUUGUGCAAAAGGCUGAAUUUUUUGCAUUCCAUGUAAGGCUGAUUUUCAAGUCAGGACAGCUCAUAUUGCUUAUUGUUUCACUUGAGGAAUGUCUUCCAGGUCAAAAGGACCAAUUUCUUUUUUUACUACGGUACUCUUAGUAUUGCAAGGUGCCUUAUUGAAUUUGAAUAUUGAAUGUGAAGUCAUUAUGAGAACAUGAUUUACUGCAUGCAAAUUACAAAUGAAUUCACAUUCCAUGAGACUUUUGGAAAAAAGAUGAAAGACAUUGAAGAAGAAAAUACGUUUUGCAUUAUGUACAUUUCCUGCCUACAAUCUGUAAUUGUAUUAAACAUGCAGACUUGUUAAAUGACACCGUACAAAAAUAUGGUAUAAUGUAGCUUUAAUUUUGUGAGGCUUUGUUAUUGUUGUUCAGUAUGUCACACUGGUUAGUUGUGCACUGGCUGAUAUUACUGAAUUAAAUUUUUAGAAUCCAAAUGUUUAAAUCUAAUAGGUUUGUGUAACUAAUUAGUAGUCGCCCAAUAUGUUUUUUUAAUGGCCAAUACAUAUGCCAAUAUCAAGAGGCAGAUAUACAGUAUAUCAUACAAUUCAAUGUUAGCAAAUGCGAUGAACACAAAAUUGCUGAAUUUCAAUUGAAAAUUUAAAUAUGUAUUUUUAAGAACAGAAAAUGUACUUUAUGCACUGACAAAGCUGUCAGUUUGGAAGGUGAAAUGAUCACUUCUAUCAAAGGAAUGUGCCAGAUGGGCUGGUUUGAGUAUUUCUGUAACUGCUGAUCUCCUGGGAUUUUCAUGCACAACAGUCUCUAGAAUUUACUCCGAAUGGUGGCAAAAACAAAAAACAUCCAGUGAGGUUUAGUUCUGUGGACGAAAAUGCCUGAGAGGUCAACAGAGAAUGGCCAGACUGGUUCAAACUGACAAAGUCUACGGUAACUCAGAUAACCACUCUGUACAAUUGUGGUGAGAAGAAUAGCAUCUCAGAAUGCAAUUCUGAGAUGUGGGUUGACGCUGUUGGCGCUUGUUUGGUUUUAAUGAUGUGGCUGAUCGGUGUACGUGCCUCACUGUAACCUCGAUUUUUGCUUUUUUAAAGAAAAGGAGGAAUGAUUCCAAAUACAUUUUUGUGGUAAUCAACAUUAUGCGAAUGAGCUUAACUUGUAUUGAACCCAGAAUAUUCCCUUAAUCAGCCAAUUGGGAACAGUUAUUAGCUGAUGGCAAUAAUUUUAAAAUGUUAAAUGCCAAAUCACAGCCAAUAUAGUUUUGUGUAAGACCAAAUUCUGAAGAACUUGAAAAAAUUGGUAAAUCUGAAUAACUUCCAAAAUUGAGUGGAAUAUGGUAUAAAACACAAGGAGAGAGUGUUUAAUUCAGUUAGUAAUGCUUGAACUCUUGCUCAUAGUGCACUUGCUGACAUUCUCUGGUCAGCGAGGCAACACUGGAAACACUGUGUAUAUGUAAUCACCAAACAUUCAUUGUAUUUUCUGCUAAUAGAAUAUAGACUAUCAGUUGGGACUUUACAAUACACCUGAAAGGAGUGGUUGUUGUGUGUAAAUGCAAACUGUUUAAAGUUUUCACGUCUGUAGGAGGAUUGGUGUGCCUUUAAACAAGAAAAAGGGGCGUUACUAUGCUAAACACUUAAAUUGCAUCUUAACGUCAGCUUGAAUUAGAUUGUGUUUGGAUAGAAAGAUUCCCAAACCAUGCAGUUAGAUGCAGUCUUACUUUGAAGGGGUCUUAAUGUACACAUUGUUUCUGUUGACAUGACUAUAUUUUUAUAUGAUAAGACCCCUAUUGCUCUGACUGUCAUCUGCUUUUACUGCUAUUUACUCCAAAUACUUUUUUUUAAUGUAUGUUUCCCCCCCUCAUCUAAGAUUUAUGAUCCUGUUUAUGAUGAUGCUUGCAAAUUUUGUAUAUAUGCCAGAUAUUGGUAUGAUAUAUAUUGGUUUAUAUGCAGUUGUUACAUGAAAGAUAUCAUCCCAGAAUGUAAUGUGAAACUUUGUUCUGGCAAUGAUUGUAAUGGCACCCAGACAUUGUGUAGUUGCUUUUUUUUUUUUUUUUUUACUUUAUUCUUCCUUGGACACAGAAUAA
Messenger RNA from Myxocyprinus asiaticus (Chinese sucker), 4803 nucleotides. Its product is annotated as SH3KBP1-binding protein 1-like. The record is from RefSeq and is a predicted model, not a curated record. Gene Ontology annotation, molecular function: protein binding. NCBI's taxonomy places the organism in Eukaryota, Metazoa, Chordata, Actinopteri, Cypriniformes, Catostomidae. The transcript is spliced from 18 exons. Bases 149 to 2638 code for a protein of 829 amino acids. Gene Ontology annotation, biological process: protein homooligomerization.